Molecule: messenger RNA, 4453 nt
Organism: Mus musculus (house mouse)
Lineage: Eukaryota; Metazoa; Chordata; Mammalia; Rodentia; Muridae
Product: RIKEN cDNA D930020B18 gene
Exons: 13
Coding region: 718-2604 (628 amino acids)
Source: RefSeq, a predicted model, not a curated record
CUAUUGUGCUUCCUAGCACGCCAACCUAACAUACAGCGUUAUUCCUGGCCAGCUCGCAAACGUGAAGCAACCCCUUUAUUGCUCUGCAUCUCUAAGGUUACAUAAUCACAUCCUUCAACCCAUCGGCUUCCAGAGGGCCCUUCCACCUGGCAUUCAUUUUCCGCAUCGUUCUAGGCAUCGGGGACACAGACGCACGGCUUGUAUGGCUUGAGUUACCAAAACAGUUUGUAAGGGUCUUUGGAGACUCCUGCCUCUAAGACAAAGCUUGAAAGUCACAGCAGGCAGUGUUAUGGUAAUUAUAGGAUUCUCAACUCCGCAAAAUCCCAUCGGUUUCAAGUUUCUCUUUAACAGGAAAUCAGAUUCAAACCGGCCUCCGUUAUCAGUGGAGUUUUUAAUGUGACCAUGUGGCUCAGUAGCUGAAAAGGGGCCGUAUUUCUUCCCAGACCCUUGAGUACUUCUCCUUGUCAAUCAACACUUUAGUCUUGCUCCGCCCAUCGCUGUGUAGGUGAGGACGAAGUUUAGGGGCGGGACCGGGCGGGGCAGGGGGCUCGGGGAACACGACUCCGGAGCUGGUUCCUGAAGCAAGGUCCGGCUCCGGGCACCGGGACGCGCUGGUGGCAGAGGCGGCAGGCGCGCGGCUUUGUGGCGCGCGCGGGUUCCACUGGGUGUCGUGGAGUCGCAGCCACCCAGGAUACUCUGCCUGGUCGCGGGUGUCGCAUGGCAAGCCCCGCGCGAUCCGGCUUCCCCGGGCGCACGAACAGCCGUCUGGACGCGUUCUUGCGGCGGCACCUGCCUCCGGAGGUGUACGACGCGGUCCGCGCCUACGAGCCGUGCAUCGUGGUGUCGGACGCCGAGAAGCACACGUUCAAGUACGUGGUGCUCAGCGACCGGCUCAUCUACCUGACCGAGAACCCGCCCAAGUCCAUCCGGCGGGUAGUGGCUUUGCGGGACGUCGUGGCCAUUGACCUGAUCGACGAUUACCCAGAAUUUCUGAGUUCACCAGACAGAGAGAUCAACCAGCACAUUCGGAUUGUCUAUUCGUCAACGGUCUUGAAAAAGGAGCGCGGAAAAUCGAAAGGGGUCGGGAAAUUCCUAUUUCCUGCUCACCACAGCACUGCCAACAAAAAAGUCAAGCAAGAGAAUAAUGGCCCUACCUUUUGGAGAAGAAAAGUUUCUAGGACUCUGAAUGAAUCCUCUCUCAGGUCCCAACAGGAGAGCAGCACUCCAUUCAAGGACCCAACUUCCCAUCCUUCAGACCUCAAGGAACUGUCCCCUGCAGGCCAAGGCACCUCUCGGCCUUUGCCUACCCUCUCUAGUUGUCAGUCUAUGGCAGCUACUGACAUGCCAGUCUGCUCCCUGUCUCUUGCAUCAAGCACAAACGAACCCCAGGAGCUUCCAGAUCCCAGAGACGCCCCAAGAGAAGGUUCUUUCAGGCUUGAUGGAAACCAAAGUGAGUUUGGCUUAGGAAAUUCUCUCCCAGCCUCUCCUUUGCACAGCUGCCGGAACCUGGAGAAGGAGGAGUCUGAACUCCAUCUGUAUAUAAUUUCUGCAACCUCAUCGAUAUUUCUGCACCUAAAGAGCUCGUGGAACAACUACAUUAUAAGAGCCACUCUUUUACAGGAUCCUCUAUGUGCCAGCGAGCACAAUGAUGUCAUCGGGAAGCCAAAGCCAUACAGAUCUGAGGAGAAAAUUAAGCACUUUUGUCAGUUGAAGUCUGAACUUUUUCUUAAAGACAAUACUUUGAGGAAGAUACUGUGUUUAAUUACCGAACUUAGAGUGGCAGCCCAGAGAAACUUCAUCCUGAAAAGGCUUUUCUGGAAAACCAGUGAGCUUUUCUACUUCCUAGUGAACAAACUUCACGAGUAUCUGCCAGAGUCGAGGGACAAGCAUGCUCUUCAAAACAAAAGCCAGAGGGCUGAUGAGCUGAUGGCGUGCAUUGAAAUUAUACAGACGCUAGGGCUGAUGUUCAGAGAAACAGAAAUUGAAUCGUCACGAUUGAACACACUGGCAGCUAAGAAGGGAACACUGUUUAAUCUCUUAGUAAUUCUAAUUAGCAAGCCGAAGGUUCCAAAGUCCUGCUCCAAGUCUGAUGCCCAGCCGGUGGCUGAUCCAACCUCAGCCGAAGUGUUUUUCGACAGUCAGUUACAGAAGCUCACCCUGGAGUACACGGACACUGCCACAGCUCUGCUCUACGAGAUUCUGCUCAUCUUUCAGCAGGUACAGGGAAAUCUUGGAUUGGGAUCCACGAAGUUCGCUAUUAGCUGGAUGAUGUCCUUUCUGCAAAGCUGUCCUCCCAUCAUGGCGUUUGUGGCCAGGAUCGUGGAGGGAGUGGUGAGAGGGCUCUCAGCUUCAUUCCAGCUGCUGACUCCCUGCCAAGCAGUUCUGUUGUACCAGCAGUUUUACAUCCUCAGGAGCUGCCUGCAGCAUAGCAAGGCUCUGGCCGAGUAUAUUAGGAAUGACCACCGUGAGGAGUUCAGGUACUUUAUUCACAUGCCGGCCUUGGAGCAGAGGCUCCCAGGCUGCUACCCCAUUACAGAGCCCACCACUCAGCUCUGUCAUGAAGUUCUGCAGUUGAUUGAGCAGAAACAGUGUGCAAAAUGUUAGAGGAGGUUAGAAGUAUAAAGUAUCCACUGAAGUCACUAUGGAAAACAGCCUUUUGAUUUAUGGACUAUUUAGCUCCUUCCUUCUAAAGAGUCUAGUGAAGUGCUCAUUAACACCGCUUUAAGAGCUCUUACUUUUUGGUUUCUGCUUUCUUGAGAUAGGGUUUCUCUGUGUAGUCCUGGCUGUCCUGGAACUCCUUCUGUAGACCUUGAACUCACAGAGAUCUGCCUGCCGCUGCCUCCGCCUCCCAAGCACUAGGAGUAAAAUGUGUGUCCCCACGCCCAGUUCUGGGGUGGGGGUAGAGUCUUAAUUUUUUUUUAAGUAGCUAUGUCUGGGCUGAGAGCCUGCAACUCAGAGGCAGAGUCUCUACCUAGCAUCUGUGAAGAUGUGUGUUCAAGCUCUACCACAGGAAAAAAAAAAAAAAAACAAACAAAACCAAAAAACCCCAAACAAACAGUAACAAAACCAAAGCAAAACAACCCAGCCCCAAGCAACACAAACACUGGCUACAUCUUUCUUCACUUAUGGAAAGUGCCGUACCUCUCCAGAAUGAAAGCUUUCUCAAAGCCAUGAAAACAGUACUGAGCAAGCGCAGAAUCUCAGAGCCUGCGUGUGCAGAACAGAUCUCGUGGGUCUCCUUGGCGAUUGGAGGGAGCCACUGGAACACCCGCAGCAAGAUUGUCGUAGAAGUACAAAGUACACAGCCUUAGAGAAGUGCCCGGCGAUGGCGUGUGGGUGAUGGCGUGCGGCACUUUCUCCCCUACCCGGAAAUAUUUUAAUGUCAAAAGUGUGCCUGCAGCAGUGGGCAGGAGGACACCACUGCAGCUGCACGGAAUACUGAAGGAAAACAGGCAGGACUUCCUGUGGGGAAGCUCCGCAGUAUGCUGCUCUGUUUCACGCCAGAGUGGGCCAGUCUGAACCAGCCUGUGGAGCCUCUCGCACUCAUUUACAAAAGGUCACACUGAGUGGCUGUAAGUUAACUUAGACCCCAAACACUUUCUGGAGCUGUUGCGUUUGACUUUAAAAAACACCAGAAGUGGGCUUUCUGUAUAACUUCCUACAGCCUGAGGAAGUAGGAGAGGAAAGUCUGCUUCCAAAGAAAGUGCACUCUGGGCGGCUUUGCCUGUGGUGCUCAAUGGAACCACGGCUGGGGACUUUGUUGAGACUUAGUUUCGUGUCAUAAAUUUGUCCAGCAAUAUUUAAAUUAUUUUACAGUGAUCAUUUUUUAAUAUAAUAUUUAUAUGAUUUUGACUGAUUGCUCAAUAUAUUUCUUAAAUUUACUACUUCUAUAGCUUUCUAAAUAUUUUAUGUAAAAAUAGAACCGUUCCAGCUGAGACUGUAGCUCAAAUGGUAGGGCACUUGCCUAGCAUGUAGGGAGGCCCCGGGUUCAGUGUCCAGCACCACAAAAAAUAAUAAAAUAAAAACUGGCUUCUAGAUAUGAGACUUUGUGUUAAAAAAGGCAUGCAGACACUUUUAGCUUCUCAAAUUGCUACUCUGAGAGGCUGUAGGUGGCUAAGGAGGGAACCUUCUUACCCAUGUUCCAGAUGUGUGCACCUGCCCUGGGCAGCCUCAGCCGCCUCCUCGCCCUGCUGUGCUCCCACACGCCAUUCUUACUGCGCCAGUAAUGACUUGAUUUGCCAGCAUCCCAGGCAAGUUCUUAUGUGCUGGUUUCGUUGUCAGUGCAGUGUUUAAUAGAAUCAUUGUAAGAUCUUUCAAAAGAAAAAAAAUACCAUAAAGGUAGUACUGAGUUUUCAACUUGAAAAACCUGGUAUACUGUGACUCUCAAAAUAAUGUUUUGAUACAUUGAUAAAAAAUGUUUUGUUUGCAGAUUAUUUAUAAAUUACUAGUCUUA